AUGAACACCAAUUGCACAACACCUCAUAUGAUGCAACAGUCAAACUAUUUAAACCGUACGCAAACCGAUCGCCGUAAUGUUACCUUUCUUUCAGAAAAACAAGUCAUUGAAAGCCCAAAACCAGGGCAAAGCGAAUUGGUUUAUCCUCGUGGACAACAUUCAUGGCGAUUCGAUAUUAAAUUACCUUCUCAACUUCCACCUUCACUCAGUCAGUCAAGUCAAUUUCCGUAUGUUCGAUAUUACUUAAAAUUUGUUAUCGAUAGACCUUGGUACCAACCAAACAUAGACAAAACCCUCUAUGUGACUGUUUUUCCGUCUGUUAUACUAUCGAACAAUCCACAGUAUUCGAUGGAAUCUACUUUUAGCAAUCAUAAUCGAAAAGAUGUUGCUCUCAGGGGACAUCUAAACAAACUUGGCUAUGUACCUGGUGAAACGAUAACUGGAACUUUAGAAAUAGAAAAUCCACAACAAAUUGUAUUGAAAAAAAUUCAUGUAGCUUUGUUUCAAAAUUAUCAAGUGGAGAGCAAUACCGAAAAACAAAUGAUCCUUGAAACAAUUUUACCUGGAGUAGUUAAUACGAACAAUGCGCAUAUAAACGAAGAUUUUGCCAUAGCUCUUCCUUUUCAACAAUUUGCUCCGUCAUGUCACUUUGUGGGCGGAUUUCGUGACAACGUUAGCGUACACGUUGAUUAUUUUCUAGAAGUCAAGGUUCAUGCCGAAGGUAUGUUUACAAAUUUCGAUGUUAGUGUGCCCAUGACACUCGGAACUGAAUGCAAUAAGAAUACUAAUCAGCAUCAUCAAAAUGAAGCAACCAAGAUUUUAUCUAAUUCUGUUUCUACAGAUCCAGACAAACCUAUUCAUAUUGAAGAUCCCCCACCGGAUUAUGGUUCUACUGCCCAAUAA
Molecule: messenger RNA, 903 nt
Organism: Rotaria sp. Silwood2
Lineage: Eukaryota; Metazoa; Rotifera; Eurotatoria; Philodinida; Philodinidae
Source: the annotation of a GenBank genome assembly